Messenger RNA from Rhododendron vialii, 1224 nucleotides. Its product is annotated as putative disease resistance RPP13-like protein 1. NCBI's taxonomy places the organism in Eukaryota, Viridiplantae, Streptophyta, Magnoliopsida, Ericales, Ericaceae. The record is from RefSeq and is a predicted model, not a curated record. The transcript is spliced from 2 exons. Gene Ontology annotation, molecular function: ADP binding. Bases 1 to 1224 code for a protein of 407 amino acids. Gene Ontology annotation, biological process: defense response to other organism.
AUGCGAACAUCCCCGUCAUGCACCCAUCAGUUGACGACACUUUUAGAAGCUGAUUGUUGGACAAUGUUUAGGAAAAGAGCAUUUUCCAAUAGAGAACCAAGAGAAACUCCAACUUUAUUGGAUAUUGGUCGAAGAAUGGUAGAAAAGUGUAAGGGUGUACCAUUAGCGAUAAACUCAUUAGGAGGUCUACUGUACUCGAAGCAGGAUGAACAAGAAUGGGAGUUCAUCGAGAAGAGUGAAAUAUGGAGUUCACUCGAAAAUGAAAAUGGUAUUCUACCAAUAUUGAGGCUUAGUUUCGACCAUUUACCGUCACCAUCUUUGAAACAAUCUUUUGCAUACUGUUCUAUUUUUUCAAAGGAUGAAGUCAUUAUCAAGGAUGAGUUGAUUCAACGUUGGAUGGGUCUAGGAUAUCUUCAACCUUCUUCAAGAUGUAAGGUGGAAAUGGAAGAGUUAGGCAAUGAGUAUUUUAAUACUUUAUUGCGCAAUUCGUUAUUCCAGGAAGUGGAAUAUGACGAGUACAACAAUAUCACAAGUUGCAAGAUGCAUGAUCUUAAGAGUGGCCAUAGAAUCGAAGAGUUGGGUAACUUAACCAAGCUAAGAGGUAGGUUGGUGGUUCGGGAUCUACAAAAUGUGAAAGACAAGGAAGAAGCAGAGAAGGCUAAAAUGUUUCAAAAAUCUAAACUUCAAGAGUUGACAUUGUACUGGGAUGGAGACCUUAGAAACUCCAACGAUAACCAUGAGGAUGUGUUGGAGGGACUCAAACCUCACCGGAAGGUUAAGGGAUUAAUACUUUGUUAUUUUGGAGGAAGAAGAUUGGCUUCAUGGAUGAGUACUACAGAUGCCCUUUUGCUUCUAAAUUUGGUGAAGAUUGAAUUGAAGGACUUCAGAUUAUGUGAGCAAGUCCCUGUGCUUGGACACCUUCCGCAUCUUGCGACGGUCAAAAUGGUUCGUUUGCAUAACUUGAAGCGUAUUGGUCCUGAGUUUUAUGGACCAGAUGAAGGCAUUAUUGAUAAUUGCAGUACUAGUGGGGCAGCAGCAAGAGUAUUUCCAGCAUUGAGGGAAUUCCAACUUUUUGAUAUGCCUCAGCUAGAAGAAUGGUCAGACGUAUCAUCAUUACCUGUUGUUGGCACGAGAAUGCUAGAGUUCUUCCCCCUUCUUCAGAAGUUAGAUAUCUCAAAGUGCCCCAAGUUGAUAACCAUCCCAGGGGAUUUGUUAUGCAUUUAG